This is a messenger RNA of Folsomia candida, 1803 nucleotides long. Its product is annotated as 4-hydroxyphenylpyruvate dioxygenase. Gene Ontology annotation, biological process: L-tyrosine catabolic process. The coding region runs from base 131 to 1297 and encodes 388 amino acids. Lineage: Eukaryota; Metazoa; Arthropoda; Collembola; Entomobryomorpha; Isotomidae. Gene Ontology annotation, cellular component: endoplasmic reticulum membrane; Golgi membrane. The record is from RefSeq and is a predicted model, not a curated record. The transcript is spliced from 13 exons. Gene Ontology annotation, molecular function: 4-hydroxyphenylpyruvate dioxygenase activity.
UUCUUCCAUCUAUGACAAGUCUCCACCAAGUCGAGCACGUUGUCAGUAUCGCUGCGUGCUUCAUGCCAACUAGAAUUAAGUCCGACUUUUGAGACGCAAUACGAAAUUCCUUCCUUCAUUCGUCGUCAGAAUGGGUGACAGCAAAGUGGUCGGAACCUGUUACGAAGACAAAGGGCCACAGCCCCCUUCUGGAAAAUUCACCCAUUUCGAUCACAUUACGCAUUGGGUUGGAAAUGCAAAACAGGCGUCCACCUUCUACUGCGUGCGGAUGGGGUUUCAGCCGUUGGCAUAUGCGGGUUUGGAAACCGGCUCGAGGAAAGUAGCGGCUCAUGUAGUUCGCCAAAAUAAAAUCAUUCUCGUCCUCAAAUCCGCCUACGAGCCGGACGAUAAGGAAAUGGGGGAUCAUUUGGUCCGACAUGGCGACGGGGCGAAAGACGUCGCCUUCACGGUCGAAGAUUUGGAUGAGAUUGUCAAGCGAGCCAAACAGCGUGGUGCAACAAUUGUGCGAGACAUUUGGGAAGAAUCUGAUGAAAAUGGGAAAGUUCGAUUCGCCACGAUCCAAACGUACGGCGACACGACACAUACUUUCAUCGAACGUGGAAAUUACCAAGGUCUCUUUCUCCCCGGGUAUGGCAAACCUCUCUUCGAAGACCCUUUGUCUGCAAAGCUGCCGACCUGUCACUUGGGUUUUAUUGACCAUAUUGUGGGAAACCAGCCGGAUCUGGAGAUGGAGGAUGUGGUCAAGUGGUACGAAUCGACACUCCUGUUCCAUCGAUUCUGGUCUGUUGAUGACAGCCAAAUCCACACCGAGUACUCCGCACUCCGCUCCAUUGUCGUGGCCAAUUGGGAGGAAACAAUCAAAAUGCCAAUUAAUGAGCCGGCUCCAGGCAAGAAAAAGUCUCAAAUUCAGGAGUACGUCGACUACUACGGCGGAGCUGGCGUGCAGCAUAUCGCCCUCAACUCGCAGGAUAUCAUCAAAGCCGUGAAAGCACUCCGUGAGCGUGGGACCGAGUUUUUAGAAGUUCCCCGAGUUUAUUACACAACUCUGCGAGAAAAUCUGAAAAAUUCCAAAGUCAAGGUUGCCGAGGACCUGGACAUUUUGGAGGCCCUUCACAUCCUCAUCGACUACGACGACAACGGCUAUCUCCUCCAAAUCUUCACCAAACCGGUGCAAGAUCGACCCACGCUGUUCUACGAGGUUAUUCAGCGACGCAACCACAACGGAUUUGGGGCUGGAAAUUUCAAAGCUUUGUUCGAAGCAUUCGAGACGGAGCAGGAUAAAAGAGGAAAUCUGUAAAUAAAUUCGACUCUGCCGGAUCAAACCAGUCGUCCGUACCACAAAACUAUUUACUUUUGACUUUAUCAAACCCAAUCCCGACCUGAAGUCUGCAACACCAAUCGACCCACUAAUUGUGGAUUUAUUUCGCUUCAUCAUUAUUAUUAUCGUCAUCUGCUCUUUCUGUCUGUCUGUCCAUCUGUGGCCAUGUGCACCUACGUACGUACGUCCGUACCCACCCACUGCUUUUCCAGUGGAGCAAAUUACUUACAUGGAAAAUUUCAAGUUCAUUAUCUCAUUCCUUUGUAAACACGAAGCCAAGUAAUAUUUGUAGUGGUUUGGUUAUGGCUCGGCUUGAUAAGUGAGCGAGUGAGUGGUGGGGCCAUAAAAAUAAAUAAAUUGCUUGCUCUAAAUUCGGCCGACCUCUGUUCUUCCUCAUUAAUUAAUUACGUGCACUUUUAAUGUGAAUGAUAUUAUAUGUACAUACAUACAUAAAGCAAAUAAAAAUAUUAAGAUGGGAAUUUUAA